This is a messenger RNA of Anoplopoma fimbria (sablefish), 4851 nucleotides long. It is a transcript of the gene zbtb38, whose product is annotated as zinc finger and BTB domain containing 38. The record is from RefSeq and is a predicted model, not a curated record. The coding region runs from base 591 to 4262 and encodes 1223 amino acids. NCBI's taxonomy places the organism in Eukaryota, Metazoa, Chordata, Actinopteri, Perciformes, Anoplopomatidae. Gene Ontology annotation, biological process: regulation of cytokine production; negative regulation of transcription by RNA polymerase II; regulation of immune system process. The transcript is spliced from 3 exons. Gene Ontology annotation, molecular function: protein binding.
UCAGCACUCAAUGCUGUCGCUGCUUACAGCCAGCCUGGGUUUGCAUAUUGUCUCAGUGCGGUGUUCACUGCUGCAGCCAGCAGAGGGAGCAACAUGGCAAUGAAAACUAGAGUCAGAUGAUGGGAGGAGGAUCAAGCAAAUAAACCCUUGGGUAACGUGUGCAAAACAAGUGCUGUAAUUCUGGUUACCAUAUCCAGGCCUAAAGACCACAACACACCUUUUCUCUGGAUUGAAACCUUGUACAAAUACGUCUGUGGGGGCAUCUGCCAGGCCGGUCUACCUCACCUGAAACCUAUACAAGCAAGCUACAGUAACAUAAGACAAAGCUCCUCUUUAUGGGUCAGUGAUGCAGCGAGAGUGACGCAGCAGUGGCAGCAGCCUCCGGUCCGGAAGACAGCAGGAACAGGGAACCGUAGUCCACAGGCAACUUCCAGACAGCAGUGAAGAGGGAAGAUGGUGAAGGCCUAAUCUAGGCCAAGGGGCGAGCGGGAGCCGGGCAGUAACUGUCCUUUCCUCCUCCUAAACAAACACCACAGAGACGUCCACAGUGGCAGAGACAGGCCCAGCGAGACCUGCGAAGAGACAUUUUGAUGACGGUGGUGUCCCCGUGCACUCAGAACCUCAUGGAUAGUGCUCACCCUCACACGGUGCUUAGCAAGCUCAAUGAGCAGCGCUCACAAGGCCUCUUCUGCGAUGUUACCAUCGUGGUGGAGGACGUUAAGUUUCGGGCCCACAAGAACAUCCUGGCGGCCUGCAGCGGGUACUUCAGGAACGCCCUGACCACUCCUGAGACAUGGAGCUCCAGCCAAGUGCUGGAGCUGCUGGACCUGAAGUCCGAGGUGUUCGCCAGCAUCCUCAACUUUAUCUACUGCUCAAAGGUGACAUCACCUGGUACGGAGGACACAGGGGGGCUGGUGGCAGCUGGAAAAAGACUUGGAAUUCCUUUUUUAGAGAAGCUUGCAGAACAACAGAGGCAGGAUGAAUGUGUUAGAGCCACAGACUCUGGCAAAGCCCCGGUGUCAGAAAAAGCAAAGCAGGAGGCCCCCAGACUUGAGGAUAUUGACAGAGGGCCACGCAUCACCAAUGCCUUCUCCAUCACUGAAGUGUGUCCUGGGAACAAUCUUUUCACCCCUCUGGUUCAAACCAAUAGGGAGAGGGAAUCACCAGAUGAGGGAGAGCUCCCAUCAAAUAGCCCCACGACCUCCUGCCUCAACAAGAACAAUGAGACAACACAAGCCCUCUCAGAGCACUCAUACGCAGUAAUAAAAUCCACUGAAGUUAAAGACAGCAGUCAGUGGGACAACAAGAAGGUCUGUAAGCCAGCAAUAUCUCAGCCAAAGCAACUCUUUUACAGGAAUGCAGGCCCGCUUAAAAAGCGCCACAGGCUGAGAGGAACUUUGUGUCGAAGUAUACUUCCAGCGCCAGCUGAACCACAAAAAGAUAAACUGAAUACAAUAACCCUCACAUCAGCUGAUGGUGUCUCCGCAGCACCUGUUGCAGUCAUGACCCCGCCUCCGCUUAUUUCAGAGGCAGAACAAGAAAAAAGUAUAGGCCCAGGGAUACCUAUUGCUUCUGACAAUGUUCAAAUGGAGUUAGGCCCACCAACCCUUUCCCCUCACACAGAGGACAGCAUUUCAAUUUAUGGAUGUGACCACUGUCCGGAGAUAUUCACCAAUAAAGCUCUUCUCACCAUUCACGCAAAGGUACAUAAAAAGCGUUUUGUCAGUCAUUUGUUAUGCAAGUUUUGUCACAGAAAGUUCAUACACCUCAAACGACUUCGCAACCACGAGCAGGUCUGUCCCAGAGCUGCAAGAGGCCCGCCUAAACUGGAUGACACCGACAUAUCGACCAAAGAGGUGGAAUUCCAGUCAGAUGACAUACCCAACGAGGAGAGCAUCGUGACACAGCUUCCUUCCGAUGAGCUCUCCACACCUUACACCCCAGAGCCCCUCGAAGUGGACCAAUCAGAGCCUUCACAUGUUGAGAAGGCAGUGAGGCCAGGUGGCGGUCAGAGGAGAUACAACUGCAGUGUGUGUAAACGGGUCUACGUCACCUUGUCCAGUCUGAAGCGGCACGAGAAUGUACAUUCCUGGCAGAGGGCAUAUCCCUGUCAUUAUUGUAAUAAAGUGUUUGCAUUGGCAGAGUACCGCACGAAGCACGAAAUCUGGCACACAGGUGAACGCCGCUAUCAGUGCAUUUUCUGCCUGGAGACAUUCAUGACAUAUUAUAUCUUAAAGAACCAUCAGAAGUCCUUUCACGGCAUUGAUCCCAGUCUCGCUGUUAAGAAAAAAUCUGCCAACGGUGGUCUGAAAGCCAGUGUUUAUCCAAUCAAACUCUACCGGCUUCUGCCUAUGAAGUUUAGAAAGAGACAAUACAAGACUUACAGCCAGACGUAUUCAGAGAGUGUCGAAAGAGAUGACGAAUCUCCACCAGAGGGCAACUCUCUUAUCCCUCCGUUUGAGGAAAACGGUCUGAGCGGCCACCCUGACUCUGCUUCAUUCCCUCUGACUUUCAUGGCGACGACAAAGAUGGUGGCCCCUGUCAUGCCUCGCAUCAGCUUUGGCAAGCCAUGUGACCAAGAUGUUGACCAAGGUCUGAACAACGACUUGGAAAAUCCAAGAGGCACAAGAAAAGAGGCUGAGAAUAGAGAUUCACCUUUUACUGACUACCACAGUACCUUCUCUUUGCAACCUGAUUCUCCAGCAGUGGGAUACAAAAAUGAUCCUCUGGUUCUGAAUAACUCAGAGCACAUCAGUCAUAAUGUGCCAUUCCUCAACUCUUUGAACACUGUUAAAAAGUUAGGUGAGUUAUCAGCUUCCGCAAAACGAGUUGAGGAUAUGACUAAGGAGAUACUUCAGUCAAGCACUGAGAAUCUGGUGCGCGAUAAAAAGAUGGGGGCAAAGACAGAAACAUACAUCGCCAAACCUGCAUGCCCGGGUCCGUCUGUGGAUGGUGCUGCCAUGCCGCUCUGUCAGAUAACAGUGAAAAUAGGCAACGAAGCCAUCAUCCGUCGCCGAAUCAAAGGAUCCAAGCUCUUCCCCAGAAAGAAAAGGAGAAUCAGAGAAGUGAGUGAGGAGGAGAGCCCAAACCAGGACCCUCCAACACGGGAAACCUCGGAGAGCCCCAGGCUCCGUCUGAGACAGGAAGUCACUUCCGCCACACAGCCAGAGACAUUCGAUGAUCCCAAUGACUGUGACACAGCUGAUAUGCUUUGGCGUCCCUACUAUUCUUACAAAGCUAAGAAGAAAAGGAAGAAGUUGAGAUUAAAGCAUGGAAAGGCUUUGUUUCACGGUUAUCCUGAAACAUCCGUAGAUAGAACUGCUCCCAGUGACGCCCACCUCGAGAAAAGUAGUCGGCUGACAGAAGAGGGCGUGUCAGGCUGUAGUGGAGAGGUGAAACGUAGUCUCAGCAGGAACUCCAGCCCGAGGACCACCUACAGCUGUGACAUCUGUGACAGCUCUUUUAUCACAGAGACCGGUCUGAGAGCUCAUGUUAUCGGUUCCCACCCGUGUUUCUGCCGGACCUGUGGUAAACAGGGUCCCCCUGGUGAGGCACCUGCCGGUGGUGAUUACAUCUGCAACCGCUGCAUGGAGAACGGCUCCUGUUUUGAUAACACACCCCGGAGCCCCAACCCAGAGAAGAAGUAUCGCUGCUCCUUCUGUCCCCAGAGGUUUCUCUACCUGGCCACCAAGAGAAGCCAUGAGAAAAAACACCAGGAGGCAAAUGAGGAGGGAUAUAGUUCGGACAACUUCACACCAUGUUCGAAUUACUCUGCAGACUUGAGGGAAGACGAUAAACAAGACGACAUCAAAACAGAAGACAGUGACAAUCAGGGAGGCGUUGACAUAAAAAGUGAAAGGGUAGAAGAAGGACAUUGUUCCAUUGAUAAAAUUAAGCCUAAAACUGAGGACACAACUGACUUUAUGUCUUUGACUACCUACCAAGACAUGUCAUAUUCCAACAUUAAAAGUCCAUUAUCGCCUUGCAAUGAACCAUUCUUUUCCCUGACAACCCCAAAGAUGAAACAUAAAAUGGCGAAAAAAGCGAUCAAUGCUUCUAUGCAGCUCAUCUCAAAAAAGCAGUCUUGUGACAGAGAUAGUGUUAGCAACCAGGACAUUUUGAUGGGGCCAAGAACAACCAGUCACAAUGAUCUUGAGAAGUCCAGUAAACUCUUUAGGAGAAAUGACUCUGAAGCUAAAGCUACCCAUGUUUCUAUACACAAGCCAGAGAAAUGGAUGUGCAAAGAGGAGCCAUUUUUUUAAAGAUCUUUGAGGACUGGGGACAACCAUCGUCCAAAGAGAAAGUGAAUAAAUUCAACUUCAAACUACUGCUUUUGGUUAGGAAAUGUAAAGUUUUCAUCUUUGCAGCUGAGCUCAAUAAAAUGUUUUGAAUCAACAACACUAAACAUGAGUAUCUAACAUGAAUCACAUGCUGUAAUUUCUUCCCUCCUAAACUCAAUGACUGAAUUAUUUUUCACCUUGGUAGAAUAUAUUUUUGGGAUAAUAUAGGACCUUCUGACACAGACUGUAUUUUGCCCAUUGUCUAUGCAUAUAUAUGGCAGACUCAGUGACAAAACUGUAAGCAAUUUCAGAACAGGGGUUAGGGUGUGUUGGAGAACUGAAAAGUUUCCUAAUGUGGUUAAAUCUUCACUUUUUUUAAGAACAUGUCUGGAGAAAACAGUAUGAAUUUUACAACUGUCACAUUUCCGAAUCUCACGCUCAGUUAUCUGACCAUGGUGAGUUGCACUUUAUAAAUAGACUAUGCUAUUCUGUUGGUUCAAUAUUUGAUAAUUCAAUCGUAAGCACCACUGAAAUAAUUCUUAUUUCUAAUUAACACAUGGAACCAUUGAGA